Tripterygium wilfordii is the source of this 3700-nucleotide messenger RNA. RefSeq names its product valine--tRNA ligase, mitochondrial 1-like. Gene Ontology annotation, cellular component: cytosol. Gene Ontology annotation, biological process: valyl-tRNA aminoacylation. Gene Ontology annotation, molecular function: aminoacyl-tRNA deacylase activity; ATP binding; valine-tRNA ligase activity. The transcript has 20 exons. The record is from RefSeq and is a predicted model, not a curated record. Bases 115 to 3429 code for a protein of 1104 amino acids. Lineage: Eukaryota; Viridiplantae; Streptophyta; Magnoliopsida; Celastrales; Celastraceae.
AUACAUUUGACAUUUCUCGACAAAGACUAAAAAAAUGUAUUACCCAUGCGGCAGAGACUAAACCCUAGUUUACAUUUAACGGAUGACUGAACCAAGGAAAAGGGUUUUCGGUCUAUGUUUUUAGGAUAUCUGUCAAAGCGACUCAAGCUAACACCUCCAUACGUCCAGCCUCGCUUGGCGCUUUUUCUCUCCGAUUCCUCCAACGCGUGUCAAUUCUACGCAUCCACGGCAUCUUCACCGAUUACAGACAAGGUACCAGAGAAGAAGAUGGAGCCGGUGGAGGAUCCUGAGCGGAAGAAGAGGAGGGAACAAAAGGCAAAGGAGAAGGAGUUGAAGAAACAGAAGGCCUUAGAGAAGGCGGAAUUGGCAAAAAAAAUGGCACAAGACGGCGGAAAUGCCACAAAAAAGAGUGUAAAAAAGAAUGCAAGGAGAGAUGCAGGGGAAGUUGAAGAGAAUCCAGAGGAUUUUGUUGACCCAGAGACUCUCUCUGGGGAGAAGAAGAGGCUGUCCCAUCAUAUGGCUAAACAGUACAGUCCAAGCGCAGUAGAGAACUCAUGGUAUGCAUGGUGGGAAAGGUCUGGAUUUUUUGUGGCAGAUGCAAACAGCUCAAAGCCACCAUUUGUAGUUGUUCUUCCCCCUCCAAAUGUAACAGGGGCUCUACAUAUAGGCCAUGCCCUUACUACCGCAAUACAGGAUACAAUAAUUCGUUGGAAGAGAAUGUCUGGGUAUAAUGCACUAUGGGUGCCUGGCAUGGACCAUGCUGGGAUAGCAACACAGGUUGUUGUGGAAAAGAAGCUAAUGCGUGAACGUCACUUGACCAGGCAUGAUAUAGGGCGCGAAGAAUUCAUAUCUGAAGUCUGGAAGUGGAAAGACCAGUAUGGGGGCACCAUACUGGGGCAGCAGCGUCGGUUGGGUGCUUCACUUGAUUGGUCACGCGAGUGCUUCACCAUGGACGAGAAAAGAUCAAAGGCUGUUACAGAGGCUUUUGUUCGGCUGUACAAUGAAGGGAUGAUAUAUAGGGAUCUACGUCUGGUCAAUUGGGAUAGUGUUUUACGAACUGCCAUAUCAGACAUUGAGGUGGACCAUAUAGAUAUCAAGGAGAGGACAUUGUUGAAGAUUCCUGGUUACGAAACCUUGGUGGAGUUUGGUGUUUUAACCUCGUUUGCAUAUCCUAUAGAGGGAGGGCUGGGUGAGAUCGUAGUUGCCACUACUAGGGUGGAAACAAUGCUUGGGGAUACUGCUAUUGCAGUACAUCCUAAUGAUCACAGAUACAGUCAUCUACAUGGAAAAUGUGCAAUUCAUCCAUUUAAUGGGAGGAAGCUUAAAAUAAUAUGUGAUCCGAUACUUGUAGAUCCGACUUUCGGGACUGGUGCUGUUAAGAUUACUCCAGCACAUGAUCCGAAUGAUUUUGAUGUUGGAAAGCGUCAUAAUCUAGAGUUUAUCAACAUUUUCACUGAUGAUGGGAAGAUAAAUAGCAAUGGAGGUCCAGAUUUUGUAGGAAUGCCACGUUUUACUGCCCGUGUGGCUGUGACUGAAGCAUUAGAGAAGAAGGGAUUGUAUAGAGGUUCUGCGAACAAUGAGAUGCGCCUUGGGCUUUGCUCAAGAAGUAACGAUGUUGUGGAGCCAUUGAUAAAGCCCCAGUGGUAUGUUAGCUGCAAUAGCUUGGCAAAGCAAGCUCUUGAUGCAGCCAUGGAUGAAGAAAAUAGGAAACUUGAGAUUAUCCCGAAACAGUACACUGCUGAUUGGAAAAGAUGGCUUGAGAACAUACGUGACUGGUGCAUCUCAAGACAAUUGUGGUGGGGUCAUCGCAUUCCUGCUUGGUACGUGACUCUGGAAAGUGAUGAAUUAAAGGAACUUGGGGUAUACAAUGACCACUGGGUAGUCGCUAGAAAUGAGGAAGAGGCUCGAGCAGAGGCCAGUAGAAAGUAUGGCGAGAACUUUGUCCUUUGUCAAGAUCCUGAUGUACUGGAUACCUGGUUUUCAUCUGGGCUAUUUCCAUUAUCUGUGUUGGGUUGGCCUGAUGAUACUGAUGAUCUAAGGGCAUUUUAUCCUACUUCUGUUCUGGAAACUGGCCAUGACAUUCUCUUUUUCUGGGUUGCUCGGAUGGUGAUGUUAGGAAUUAAACUAGGAGGUGAUGUACCAUUCACGAAGGUUUAUCUACAUCCUAUGAUUCGUGAUGCCCACGGUCGUAAGAUGUCAAAGUCUUUGGGAAAUGUUAUUGACCCUCUUGAAGUGAUAAAUGGGAUAACUCUUGAAGGUCUUCACAAGAGACUGGAGGAAGGAAAUUUGGACCCCAGUGAGCUGGUUGUUGCCAAAGCAGGUCAGGUGAAAGACUUCCCUAGUGGUAUUGCUGAAUGUGGUGCAGAUGCUCUCCGAUUUGCGCUUGUCUCUUAUACAGCUCAGUCAGAUAAAAUAAACUUGGAUAUUCAGCGAGUUGUUGGGUAUCGACAGUGGUGUAACAAACUCUGGAAUGCAAUUAGGUUUGCUAUGGGCAAACUUGGAGAAGAUUAUACCCCUCCAUUGAAUGUACCUCCAGAGACGAUGCCUUUCUGCUGCAGGUGGAUUCUUUCUGUGCUUAAUAAGGCCAUUACUGAAACGGUGUUGUAUUUGAAUUCCUAUGAAUUCUCCGCUGCUGCCCAGACGUUGUAUGCAUGGUGGCAAUACCAGCUUUGUGAUGUCUUUAUUGAAGCUAUCAAGCCUUACUUUACAGAUGAUGACCCAUCUUUUGCAUCGGAGAGGAGUUCUGCACGAGAUGUUCUUUGGGUGUGUUUGGAAACUGGCCUGCGACUGCUUCAUCCAUUUAUGCCAUAUGUUACAGAGGAGUUGUGGCAGCGCCUUCCUGCACCUAAAGGCUGUUAUAGAAAAGAAUCAAUCAUGAUAUCUGAAUACCCAUCAGCUGUGGAGAGUUGGACAGACGAAUCAGCAGAAAAAGAAAUGGAUCUUGUUCAAGACACUGUGAAAUCUUUUAGGUCGUUGAGGGCAGAGGUGCUAGCAAAAAAAUAUGAGAGGCUGCCGGCUUUCGUUUUUUGCCAAACUGAUGAAGUAGCAGAAAUCAUAAAAAGCCAUGAAUUGGAAAUCUUAACUCUUGCCACAUUAUCAUCUUUAAAGGUUUUGUUGAAUGGGAAAGACACUGCUCCAGCAGGAUGUGCAUUUGAAACUAUCAAUGAAAAUCUUAAAGUUUAUCUGGAGACUCAAGGAGAUUUUAAUCCAGAAAAAGAACUUGCAAAGAUAAGGAGUAAAAUGGCUGAGAUAGAAAAGAAACAUAAGAAAUUGGAGGAGAUGGUGAAGGCAUCUGGCUAUCAAGAAAAAGUGUCAUCUCGUCUUCGUGAAGCAAAUGCUGCAGAGCUGACCAGACUUCUUCGGGAAUUUGAAUUUUUCAAACUAGAAAGUGAGAGUCUGGAAGCAGCAACGGGGGACAAAAAAUGUUGACCAAAAAUGAAUUUCAUUCAUUUAAAGGAGAGCUGGAUGGUUUGUAAGGGCAUUCUUGGGGUUAGAAUGCUCUCCUUUAACAAGGAGGAAAGGCAAACGAUACAAUAUUUGCAGACAUUAUUUCUAAAACAUUUAAAAUUUUGAUUUUUCUCAUUAUUUUGUUUCUCAGAAACAUUACCUGUUCUAAAAAGUCAGUUAGUUACAAUAAAAAAAUUAUAUGAUUUGUAUUUUUUUGAACGAGUAAUACCUCUGCGUGAUUAUGUACUUUUUA